This is a messenger RNA of Cooperia oncophora, 273 nucleotides long. NCBI's taxonomy places the organism in Eukaryota, Metazoa, Nematoda, Chromadorea, Rhabditida, Trichostrongylidae. The record is from the annotation of a GenBank genome assembly.
AUGAACCAUCCAACGAGGAAAAGAAUUUUCGAGCCCACAGACUACUACACUGAUGUUAGAAAAUUUACGGACUGGAUAUGUCUGAUCUCAGGUGUGUGUCCCGGGCAACCGCGACAGAAGCGACCCCAGGAGCAAAAGAGGACGACGAUGUACGGUGUCCACCUGGUUCACGACACUGGAUUUGCGAGCUACUCGGAUAUCCAGAUUCUCAUUGAGAACCAUCAAAAUGUCAGCAUAAAUCAAGCAAAGGCUAAAUCUCUUGUAGAGCAUUAG